This is a messenger RNA of Protopolystoma xenopodis, 291 nucleotides long. NCBI's taxonomy places the organism in Eukaryota, Metazoa, Platyhelminthes, Monogenea, Polystomatidea, Polystomatidae. The record is from the annotation of a GenBank genome assembly.
AUGGUAUUGAAGUUACUAAAUAAUGCACAAACUGCUGUAAGUCAAAGAAGACAACCAGUUGUAUCUCGGGCUAAGAAUGGUGUUACUGCGCCUGCGAUGCCGAACAAGUGCCGUUCUCCUUUCCAAACCAAACUGAUGACCCCUCAUCUGAGUUCUCAGCCGGACUCACACUGUGCACGAGAGGGCCAAGAGGAAAACAAAUUACUCUCCCGAUCACAUGACUCAUGUCCCAGAGAACUGCACGAAAAGCAUGACUUUCGAGAACAAUUGUCGUGGGCAGAGGUGCCGUAA